This is a messenger RNA of Oncorhynchus tshawytscha (Chinook salmon), 1808 nucleotides long. RefSeq names its product tudor domain-containing protein 3-like. The coding region runs from base 424 to 1314 and encodes 296 amino acids. The transcript has 5 exons. The record is from RefSeq and is a predicted model, not a curated record. NCBI's taxonomy places the organism in Eukaryota, Metazoa, Chordata, Actinopteri, Salmoniformes, Salmonidae.
AUCGCCACAUCCACCCCUUCCCCAGCCCCAGCUCCAGCAGGGAGCCGGCAGGGCCAGGAGAGAGCCCAGGACAGAGGCCAGGAAAGGGGCCAGACACAGGAGAAGGCCCCUCCUGGAGGUGGAGGAGGGUCAGAGAGGUGGAGAGAGGCCCAGCAUGAGAGACAAACAGCCAGGGAGGCCAGAGGACAGACAUCAGUGUUCUGCCCUGCUGCUACGUACCCUGCCCCCGGCCAGCGGAACAGAGAACCCAGAGACGGAACCCAGGGGGAUUCUUCUGGUUCUAGAACCUUCCAGCAGGGAAUCAGAGUAGGUUCUAGUUCUGGUUCCGGAGGGUUCCAGAACCAAAGUCGGAGAGAGCAGCACUCGGUACCCGAUCUGUCGUUUAAUAAGAGAGGAGGAGGAGGAGGAGGAGGAGGAGGAGGGAUGAAGCAGGACAACGGACCUGCACCAGCUGCCUCUAAACCAGGCCAGCACCAGACAGAGUCCAGUUCUAACUGUGUAUCAGAACCUAAAGGGGUCCAGAGGUCUGACAGCGGAACAGACAACAGAGCUGAGCCCAACAGCAGACGGAGAGGAGGAGGGGGGAAGUCCCACAGGGAAAGGCCCAACUCUGACAACUUUGACCGUUACCGGGACAACGGACCGUCGAACUCUUCUACGUCGUGGGCGGGGCAAGAGAAGGACUGGGGCGUGUCCCGUGGUGAGUCUCGUCCAGUGAAAGGCCAAGUGGGCAGCGGCCCAGGCUCGGGGCCACACCUCCAAAACGGUGACUCGUCAACGGAACACCGGACAGGGCCAAUCAAACAACAGAACUACUCCUCUGGUCCCGCCCCCAGGGAGAGGGAGGAGCCACACAACAGGAACAGCACUAACCCCGCCCAUAACAACUCCAACACCGCCCCUAAGAAGAGAACGGGGCAGGUCAAAGGCCAGAGGUCAGACCAGAGGUCAGACCAGAGGUCAGACCAGAGGUCAGACCAGGGGCAGGUUGGGACCAUGGAGCCUGCAGUGGCUCAAGGCCUGGGGAACUUGAAACCAGGAGACCAGGUUCUAGCGCUCUACUGGGAAGACAACAAGUUCUACAGGUCCAGGAUAGAUGCUGUUCAUCCCUCCGGUCUCACGGCCGUCGUGGUCUUCACUGAGUAUGGAAACUGUGAGGAGGUCCUUCUACACAACAUCAGACCGGUCAGCACGGACUUCUGGAAGGAAGAGGAGGGGCUAGAGUACCGGCGCGGGGGAGACGGGCAGCCUCGGACCACCACGAGGACGCGGCCCACGGUCCAGUAUUACCAGCCGCCCAGGGCCAGGGACUGACUGACCACAUCAUGACUGAGUUACGACGGAAUCCACAAAGGAUCCCAGAGGUCGACGCAUCUGACCUCAAAAACCCACAUCUUUCUUCUCUCGGGGGUUGCAAAAUUCCCGCGACUUUCCCAGGUUUUUUCCCAGAAAUCCCUGUUUUGGAGGAUUCCACGUCCUUAUUUGUUCCCUCCUGAUUCCACAGAAUCUUUCAACUGUGGAUUUCUGAAAAACGGACUUCUGGGAAAGUUAGUGGGAUUUUUUUGCAGGCCUUCUCUCCUCUUCACCAAAAUACACGAUGACCGACUCUUCCUCUGUGUCUUCCUCUGUGUUCACUUUGUGUCUCCAUAUCAAGAAGUGUGAAACAUUCAGGAAAAGGAAUUGUUGCUCAAAAAGAGGCUGACGACGAGGACUCUAGCGAACAGACUUUGUGAAGCGCACAGCCGCUGUACACGGGGAAGAUUUGUAAAAUAGUUUAUUAUUAGACGAAUAAAAACACUGCUCCUGUA